This is a messenger RNA of Schistocerca piceifrons (Central American locust), 534 nucleotides long. RefSeq names its product pro-resilin-like. The record is from RefSeq and is a predicted model, not a curated record. Bases 1 to 534 code for a protein of 177 amino acids. The transcript has 3 exons. NCBI's taxonomy places the organism in Eukaryota, Metazoa, Arthropoda, Insecta, Orthoptera, Acrididae.
AUGAAGGUGUACGUCGUCCUGUCAGCGCUUGCUCUGUGUGUCGUCGCCGAGCCGCCAAUCGACCGGUCUUAUCUGCCUCCCAGUUCUGAGAACGGACCUCCCUCGGCCUCCUCUCUCAGUUCUCAGUACGGCGCCCCAGCAGCUAUCAGCCUCAGCACACAAUACAGUGCUCCUUCAGCUGAGGGCUUCAGCACUCAGUACGGAGCUCCUGCGCUGACAGGCGCUGCCUCUGGUAGCGCAGGCGCUUCCAGCCAGGGUCCAGCUGCUCGCGUCUCCACCAGCUUUGGAAGCGCCUCCUCCAAGAGGAUUGGAGCUGGCAGGAGGAUAAGUGGUGGUCUCUCCUCUCUCUAUGGCGCUCCUUCGGCGGCCGGCCAUACUACUGGCUUUGGAGGACUCGUCAGUGCGGACGAGGGCGGCUACAGGCCCACCGUAGAGUACCAGGACACCGGACUCACCGCCUACUCCGGCGGCGGAUACGGCUACGGCAGGGGCCACGCCGGAGCUGGAGCUGGAAACGGUGGAUACCACUACUGA